AUUAAUAGCAUCAACAUAAAUUUAUAAUUUUUAAUUUUUGUAAAUUGUGCAAUUCCAGUCUUCUAGUUGCCAUGUGGCAGAACCUUAGGGUCUUUGUAACCAGAUAUCCCAUAGCACGUGGUAUGAUAUCUUAUAGUCUAAUCUGGCCCACAAGUUCGUUAAUUCAACAGACAUUUGAGGGCAAGCGUUGGGGAGACUAUGAUUGGGGGCGGGUGAUGCGGUUUAGCUUGUACGGUGGACUUUUUGUGGCCCCCACUCUCUAUGGCUGGGUUAAGAUCUCCAGCGCCAUGUGGCCACAGACAUCCCUGCGUACGGGUAUCACGAAGGCGGCAGUGGAAACAAUAUCUUAUACUCCAGGUGCCAUGACAUGUUUCUAUUUUAUCAUGAGCCUGCUCGAAUCCAAGACAGUCCAUGAGGCAGUGGCUGAAGUGGGCAAAAAGUUUCUUCCCACCUACAAGGUGGCACUCUCUGUUUGGCCUUUGGUAGCCACCAUUAACUUUACCUUGAUACCCGAACGGAAUCGGGUACCCUUCAUCAGUGCUUGUAGCUUAUGCUGGACCUGCUUUCUGGCUUAUAUGAAACACUUGGAGCAUCAUGAGGUCGAUGAAGCUAUUUAAUUGACAGUGUUUAAUUUUUAAGAAAUUAGGUAGUUUAGUUAAGUAAUUCAGAAUACUUUUGUUUUUAUUGAAAUAUGUUAAAUAACUUUGCAAAAUUU
Molecule: messenger RNA, 715 nt
Organism: Drosophila willistoni
Lineage: Eukaryota; Metazoa; Arthropoda; Insecta; Diptera; Drosophilidae
Product: protein sym1
Exons: 4
Coding region: 72-617 (181 amino acids)
Cellular component (GO): cytoplasm; membrane
Source: RefSeq, a predicted model, not a curated record